Molecule: messenger RNA, 1272 nt
Organism: Dichomitus squalens LYAD-421 SS1
Lineage: Eukaryota; Fungi; Basidiomycota; Agaricomycetes; Polyporales; Polyporaceae
Product: adenosine kinase
Exons: 5
Coding region: 42-1082 (346 amino acids)
Biological process (GO): purine ribonucleoside salvage
Cellular component (GO): nucleus; cytosol
Molecular function (GO): adenosine kinase activity
Source: RefSeq, a predicted model, not a curated record
CCGCUUUCAUUGUUACGACCCUCACGAUCGCCUUGCUGAAGAUGUCUACUGAUACCUACCAACUCUUUGCUUUGGGAAACCCCCUGCUUGAUAUGCAGGUGACGAACGGCGAGGAGCUCUUGAAGAAAUAUGAACUCAAGUCCAACGAUGCCAUUCUCGCGGAGGAGAAGCACCACCCCAUUUACAACGAGCUGGUAGAGAAGUACAAGGUCACUUAUGUAGCAGGUGGCGCCGCUCAGAACGCGGCGCGCGGCGCAGCUUAUGUGCUUCCGCCUCACUCCGUCGUCUACGUUGGCUGCGUCGGCGACGAUGACCUCGCGGAGCAGCUGAAGGCAGCGAACGCGCGUGAGGGUCUUGACCAGCGCUACCUUGUCAAGAACGGCGAAAAGACGGGCGCGUGCGCCGUCAUCAUCACCGGCCACGACCGCUCGCUCGUCACGAACCUCGCCGCCGCAGAGAAAUUCGAACAGUCGCACCUCUCAUCGCCUGAGGUCGCGCCCCUCAUUGACGCAGCGAAGAUCUUCUACGUCGAGGGCUACUUCCUCACGCACGGUACCGAAUCUGCGCUCGAGGUCGCGAAGAAGGCAUCUGAAGCGGGCAAGAUCUUCGUCCUCAACCUCUCCGCCCCCUUUAUUCCCCAGUUCUUCGCUGUCCAGUUGCAGCAGAUCCUGCCCUACACCGACGUCGUCAUCGGCAACGAGGCUGAGGCUGAAGCAUGGGGCAGCGCGAAUGGCCUCCCGGACAAGAACGACCUCGCCGCCGUUGCGCGCGCGAUCGCGUCCCAGCCCAAGUCGAACGCGUCCCGCCCGCGCACGGUGAUCAUCACCCACGGUCCCAAGUCGACGACGGUCGUCACCGGGGACAACCUCGAUAACCCGAAGGUGUACCCCGUCAACCCGCUCGCAGAGGGGCAGAUCGUAGAUACCAACGGCGCGGGCGACGCGUUCGCGGGUGGCCUCCUGGGCGGGCUCGUCCUCGGCAAGAGCAUCGACGAGUCCAUCGAGGCUGGCCACAAGCUCGGCGCGAUGUGCGUGCAGCAGGUCGGACCUACGUACAAGUGGCCCAAGGUCCCCAUCUUCUGAGCGACAACGGCCCCUCGCUCGCCAUAUAACUUAUCUGCUUCGCGCUCUCAACAGCGUCCCACCUACGGUUCAUCCCGUUGUAGCCCUCCCACUUUUAGGAGCCCCCAUCCAUAUGUAGUUUACGAGUCAACCAUCGUCAUCUGUAGCAUCAUACCCAGUAGCAGAAAAUGCAUGGUCACCCGUGCCAUUU